AUGAACUUACUGAUUACAAGUUUACAACCUGAGAUUAUAUCGACAGCAUCGAUCAUGUUGCCUUCCCAUACACCUUCCCCUCAUAUUGCGCUCAUUCCAUCUGCCGGAAUGGGCCAUCUCACCCCUUUCCUCCGGCUAGCUUCGCUGCUUUUAUCUCGAAACUGUAAUGUCACUCUUGUUACUGCCAAAUCCACUGUGUCUAAUGCAGAAUCUGACCACAUCUCUUUCUUUCUAACCACACAUCCUCGAGUCAAGCAUCUUGAAUUCGAUGUUAUUCCUCUUCACUCCUCCAAUCCAUCUGCCCAAGAUCCUUUCUUGAUUCAAUAUAACGCUAUUAGCCGCUCUGCCCAUCUUCUCCAUCCUUUAUUGUCUUCCUCAUCUCCGCCUCUCUCUGCCAUCUUCUGUGAUUUGCUGGUAGCUAAAAGUGUUGCCCGUAUUUCUGCUGAUCUUCGUAUUCCUUACUAUCUAGUCAUCACCACCUCUGCUAGAUUUCUAUCUUUCAUGCUUCACCUUCCAGUUCUUGUGUCCAAUCCUGAUAAAUUCAAUAGUAGCAUUGUUCAAGUAGAGAUUCCAGGCUUGACUCCAUUUUCUAUAGCAAGUAUUCCUCUACCAUUCCUGAACCCAAAUCAUCUUCUUGCAGCAAGUAUAAUAGCAAAUGUCGGAGUUGUCCCAGAAGCCAAAGGAAUUAUGGUUAACACCUUUGACUGGUUCGAAGCUGAAACGAUUGCUGCUCUAAACAAUGGUAAAGUUUUAAGCAAUCUCCCUCCAGUUAUACCCAUCGGACCAGUACAAGCUUAUGAGCUUCAGAAGGACCAGAGCCCGUACCUGCUAUGGCUUGACGACCAACCAGAAAAAUCUGUAGUUUAUGUGAGUUUCGGAAGCAGGACAGCCAUGUCUAAUGAUCAAAUAAGAGAAUUGGGAUAUGGAUUAGACAAAAGUGGCUGUAGAUUCUUAUGGGUAGUUAAGACAACCAAAGUUGACAAAGAAGAUAAAGCAGGUUUGGAAGAGCUGCUGGGAGAGUCGUUUUUGGAAAGAAUAGAGAAUAGGGGGAUGGUGGUGAAGGGGUGGGUGAAUCAGGACAAGAUUCUAGCUCAUCCUGCUACCGGAGGGUUCAUAAGUCAUUGUGGAUGGAACUCUGUGACUGAAUCAGCUGAACGAGGAGUACCUGUAUUGGCAUGGCCUCUGCAUGGAGAUCAAAGGGUGAAUGCGGAAGUUUUGCAGAAGGCAGGGCUGGGAAUAAUGGAGAAGACAUGGGGUAUGGGGACUGAAAGGUUGGUGAAGCACGAAGAGAUAGGUAAAAAGAUUGUGGAGCUGAUGGAUGAUGCAGAGCUCAGGAACAGAGCCAAGAAGGUUGGGGAAGAAGCUAGGAAAUCUACUGAACUUGGAGGAAGUUCUGAUGAAGCCAUCAUGGAAAUCAUUGAAAAAUUAACCUGAAUUAUGGGUGAAGUUUGGAACCUUUAUCCCUUCCUGGUAUCAAUGUAUGAAGAGGUUCUUCCAAAUGAAUAAAAUAUUAGCAUUAGUUAAUUACUAGAAA
Molecule: messenger RNA, 1534 nt
Organism: Hevea brasiliensis (rubber tree)
Lineage: Eukaryota; Viridiplantae; Streptophyta; Magnoliopsida; Malpighiales; Euphorbiaceae
Product: UDP-glycosyltransferase 708G1
Exons: 1
Coding region: 1-1434 (477 amino acids)
Molecular function (GO): UDP-glycosyltransferase activity
Source: RefSeq, a predicted model, not a curated record